Messenger RNA from Symsagittifera roscoffensis, 4961 nucleotides. RefSeq names its product papilin-like. Gene Ontology annotation, molecular function: serine-type endopeptidase inhibitor activity; metalloendopeptidase activity. The coding region runs from base 67 to 4722 and encodes 1551 amino acids. The transcript is spliced from 28 exons. The record is from RefSeq and is a predicted model, not a curated record. Gene Ontology annotation, cellular component: extracellular matrix. Lineage: Eukaryota; Metazoa; Xenacoelomorpha; Acoela; Convolutidae. Gene Ontology annotation, biological process: extracellular matrix organization; proteolysis.
AGGAGAUAGAUAGCCUUCCAUUUAAUUUGGUCUUCGUUUUGGGAAACAGUUCCGAACAAUCUCGAGAUGAGGCUGAAAUCUGAACUUGACUUGGUGACUUUGGCAACUUUGGUCGUCUGCCUAUUUGUACUAUCAUCGGCAGAGAGUUUCAAUUGGUCCGCGUGUUCUCAGUCUUGCGGAGGAGUUUCCACUCGGCAGAAAUGCUUAAUGGUGAAUGGCGAGACAGUGUGUGACGAUGAGAUUAAGGCCUGCAAUCACCAACCCUGUGUCGGCCCUUCUCUCUGGACUCAAAUGUGUGAACAAAAAUCCCGAUCAUUCAAACCUCUCAUUCCCGAGGCGGAGUCGUGCCGUCUGUCGUGUUUCUCGGACGCGGGCGUCUACCGGGUCUACAACGAAACCUUCCUCCCCGAUGGAACCGAGUGUUCAAUCAACUCCAUUUGCGUACAGGGCAUUUGCAAGAGAGUGGGCUGCGAUGGAAUAGUGAGGUCUGAGAAGAGAUUUGACAAGUGCGGGGUUUGUGGGGGCGAAGGAUCCACAUGUACGAGAGAGGCGGGAGGCGUCCAGGUUCAAAUCACAAAUAAAGGAGUGACUUUGGAUGUGAUAGAAAUACCAGCAGGGGCCACAUCAGUUGUCGUGACCAAGGACACGGACGGAAACAUAUUUGACAUUAGCGAAGAAAGUGGGCUCAAAAUGACGGAAAAUGAAGGCAAAGAGAAACUCACAAUUAGAGGACCAAUUCAAACUCCUUUGACUGUAUCGCUGCGUGCUUCGACUGUGGGCAGUGUUCGCGUGGAGUACGAGUUCUACAUUCCAAAUAAGGAAAGAGGAUUUGAGGGGGAGACUUCAGGACGCUCAAUAGGAGACAACUCUAGUUCCGAUUCAGAGUACGUGUGGGUCACUACUCCGGCUGGUGAAUGCACUGUGAGGUGUGGGGGAGGAAUUCAGAAUCUGUUGGUGUCAUGUGCGAAGAAACCAGAUGGUCUGGAAUACACAGAUGAGCACUGCGACGGUCAGCCCAAGCCCAGUCACCAGAGAGUCUGCAACACCCACCCCUGCAAGGCCAGGUGGGUGGCGACGGAGUGGAGUGAGUGUAUUGACAAUUGUGAGGAUGGGGAGAGGGCGAGGAAUGUCUACUGCGAACAGGAGAGUCCCAACAUGUUCGACCCCCUCUCACAGAACAUCAUAGUUCCUGAUGAGGAGUGUCUGUUAUCGGAUGGGCCGAAGCCCUCCUCGACUGAGUUGUGCUCUGGGGUGAACUGUCCCGCCCGGUGGAAAGUCACUCACUGGUCAACUUGCGAUGCUGACUGUUUCCAAACACGUGAACUAGAGUGUGUUCAAAAUGGAAAUAGAGUGGAGAAUGUAAUGUGUAGUGCAGAGUUGCUGCCUGAACUAGUUCAGAAGUGUGUCAAGUGUGAACCAAUAGCAGAGAAUGAAAUUAGGAGAGAUGGAAAUGAUGGAGAAAAUGAUGAAAUUAUAGUUUACAAGUGGACUGCUGGUCAGUGGUCAGAGUGUUCGUCGGAUUGUGGGGAGGGAAUGCGUAGCCGGGAGGUCUCUUGUCAAAGUUCUUCUUCCCCCUCUUCUUCUGGGAUGAGAGUGACUGAUGGUUCUUUGUGCGACCCGAAGACCAAGCCCCCCUCCCUUGACACAUGCUACUCCAAGACAGGCUGCAAUGCCAUCUGGUUCGCAUCCCCAUGGGAAGAGUGUUCUGUGGUGUGUGGGUGGGGCAUCCAGAAGCGACAAGUGAAGUGUGUGCUGGAGAGUAACCGAAGCAAAGAGGCGGAGGAAGGGGAGACGGAGUGCAACAGACAGACCAAGCCACAGGCUCACAAGAGCUGCUUCCUCAACUGCAACACCCAAUGGACUCAUUCCAACUGGUCCAAAUGCUCGUCCAAGUGUGGCCAAGGGUCCCAGAAGCGGGAAGUCAUGUGUAAGAUGGAGGAUGGGACCCUGAUCAAUGACAGACACUGUGAAAAACAACUGAGGCCCCCCUCCAACAGAACAUGCAACCUCGCCCCCUGCUCACCCAACCAACUAACCCCGCCUGCCGAAUGUGGACUGGCUAUGGACUAUGGGGACUGCGGACAGAAGGUGUUCCGAUACUACUUCGAGCCAAUUUCAGCAUCAUGCGAGGUGUUCGUGUACUCUGGCUGUGGCGGUAAUCGCAACAACUUCCCCAAUCGACUCAAGUGCGAGUCCACAUGUGCCCCCACCAAAGACAACGUCAUGAUGAGUGAUGAGCAGAGCUGUCAAUCAUCUCUCUAUGGUUGUUGUCCCGAUGGCGUCACAUUCGCUCGUGGUCGCGACUACCUCGGAUGUCCUCCCUCGUGCGACCGAAUGCCGUUCGGCUGUUGUCCUGACGGUGUCUCGGUGGCCCAGGGUCCCGACUACUAUGGCUGUGGUCCCGCUUGUAUGUUCACCAUGUAUGGCUGCUGUAAGGACAAUAAGUCCCAUGCUCAUGGCCCAAAUUAUGAAGGUUGCGAUGAAAUUGGAUUACAUAACACGUGGGAAGAGAAACCAGUGCAACCUAGACCAGAGCCUCAGCCAAGACCACAGCCCCAGCCCAGACCUGAUCCCCGGCCCAUAGCCGCGGACAGUAGUGAUGUGGCCACUAUGUACGACUCAUGCAUCUACUCGGCCUACGGGUGCUGUCCGGAUGGGUCCGCCGCCUACCCGGACAGAUCCAACUGUCGUGAUGACCCCAGAUAUGUGUGCCAGUACACCACUUAUGGAUGCUGUCCCGACGGGGAGACUGCAGCUGCGGAUGUGUACCAAUCCAACUGUCACUACAACCCCUCCACACAUCCGGAUAUGUGUCAUGGAGUGCCUCCCGACCGUUACAUGAACUGCGGCGGAACCUACGAGAGUAAGUACUUUUUCAACGAGACCUCGCAACAAUGCGACCACUACUGGGCCUCUGGGUGUCAACAGUCUUUCGGAUUUCCGAGCAACGAGGAGUGCCGAACGCACUGCGGUGUUGCGGGCUCAAAUGACUACUAUCACUACUACAAUCAGUAUCCGAACCACCAUUCUGGAAACUACUGGCAGUGGGACCGGGACCAUUAUGACCCCUAUUGGGCGUACUACUAUGGUCAUCACGGAAACAACAACCCGUAUGGAUACAACCCUUACUACCCGUACAACCCUUACCAAUACGGCUAUGCCGCUGGUGAACAACUGCCUACAGCAGGGGCUCAACCAGCACCAGAAAUUUCCUAUGUUUACCCUGAGCCCCAACCUCAACCGCAGCCACAGCCGCAAACUGGACCUUGCUCCGGGAGUCCAAGAUCCCAGAACCUCUGUGCCUUGGAGUACACUCUGAAGUACUUCUACAAUUCCACAAGUGGAAUGUGUCAGAGUUACUAUGACGGUGGAUGCGACUCCUCUCAGAACCAGAACUCGUAUUCUUCCAGAAUGCUCUGUCGAGACUCGUGCAUACCGCCCGCUGUAGUUGCCGACUCCGUUCCAGUUCCACCGACGUACUACUACGCUUAUCAACCAGUGGCCGAGGAUCCGAAGUAUAAUAAUAUGUAUUACAGCGACUACCUGGCCAGUUUGGAAGGUGGUUGGGCUAAUUCGGGAGAGGCGAUGCCAACUAGAAGGGCAGCUCCUCCACCUCAGGGAGUAUCAGCGACAUGUGAGAUGUCUCCGGAUGCGGGUCCGUGUCGUGCCUACAUGUACAGAUGGUACUUCAACCGAGACAGUGGUAGAUGCGAUCAGUUCAUCUACGGCGGUUGCCAAGGAAACCAGAACAACUUUGCAUCCCAGUCAGACUGUGCCAGGCUAUGCCUUUCCGGUUCAACUGGCGGUGGUCCUUCUCUGCAGCUGAUUGCCGACUGGAGGUUGGUCGAGGUCAACCGAGGUGACACCGCAGUGCUUCAGUGCAACAUCAUUCCAAUGUCGGAAUACAACAGAAACAUGGUGGUACGGUGGAUGAAGAGUGGGAGUGGGGUUGGGGGGACUAACUCCCCCGUGAUCGUGUCUGAAGGCAACAAAGUGCGAGUGAGCACGACUGGACGCCUGGAGAUCAACAGUGCAGAACAGAGGGACUCGGGCGUCUAUGUCUGUUCACUUGAUGACAACGGAGUAGUCAAGAGUGACAAUGUGACACUCACUGUCACAGAUAAGGGUGCGGGUUCGUCCUCUACUACUGGUGUGAAUAAUUUGGUCACUUGUCCGUACGCAGAACGAGUGCGCAUCACCGAGCGACCCGCAAGCCAGAUCUCGAUGCCAGUGGGUGCGGCCAUGACACUCAACUGCAAGGCCCAGGGAAGCCCGCAGCCGAGUAUCACGUGGUCGCGGGACUCUGAGCGUCUGUCUACUGGUGAGUCGUGGACCAAGUACGCGUGGUCGGAGGGGGAGACGGGAUACUACAGGUGCGAGGCAACCAACGGGUACACUUCAGAUGUGGCCUACUUCUACAUUAAUGUCGACGCAAGCUAUCCCCUGUACGACCAAGACCAGCCACAGAGACAGCCCCAGCCGACUCGAGUCGUGUCGCCACCCUCGGAACCGACUCCCAUCUACAACCCGCAACCCCAGCCGAUGAACCGAAUGGCAAGUUGUGUCGACAGUCGACCCGACUGCAAUGUGUACCUCUCGUACUGUAGCAAUGAGGCCUUCUACCAAACUUGCUGCAUGUCGUGUCGUGCAGCAGCUUCGGCUUUUAAUCCGAAUGCCGGAUCACCCUAUGCGAAUCCAGGGAUAAGAUACCCAGUGUCGUAAACUGGUCUUUGGAUGCAAAUUAACUCCGAGAAAAGUACUCUGAAAAUAAUGAGAUGAAACUCAUAUGUCAUAAAAACUGCUUUCUAACAAGCUCAUAUUGCUUCCGCCUAAUUAAAACACUAUAAACGCUUGCCAAACUGCUCAUAUGCUUUUGAUUGAGAUUGGACAGUUUUUCAAAAAGCGCCCAAAUUUCAACGAAAUUGAUGGCUGAAAAAUAUCCCAUUAGCUGAAGCUCAAUC